Amaranthus tricolor (Joseph's coat) is the source of this 854-nucleotide messenger RNA. RefSeq lists its product as uncharacterized. The record is from RefSeq and is a predicted model, not a curated record. Lineage: Eukaryota; Viridiplantae; Streptophyta; Magnoliopsida; Caryophyllales; Amaranthaceae. Gene Ontology annotation, cellular component: chloroplast envelope. Bases 307 to 555 code for a protein of 82 amino acids. The transcript has 5 exons.
UUGGCAGUGAAGGAACAAGAAUUCGUGUUUUUCUUGGGCUUUGUUCUAAUUAUCAGAUUUAUGUAUGCGUAUUUCAUGAUUUUGAAAUGUUGGGUUGUAUUUCAUGACAUAGAUUAACCUUAUAAAAAAAGGUAAUUCAAUCAAUUGAAGACUCAUGGUUAUACAUUGGCAUCUAUGUCAUUUGCACUAAUUAUCUCUUUCUGUAAGUGUUGUCAUUAAUGUUUAUUUACAGGUUUCAGAUGAAGGUGAUGUUCUCUAUUUUUUCCUAAGGAUUAUCGUUCAAGGCUUACUAGUAAAUCCUUUAGGAUGAAAAUUGAACCCUGGGCUGAAAAGGCAAAGUCUGCAGCUGAGUAUCUAAUAAGGGUCUUUUUUAGGACAACAUUAGUUGCUUCAAUUGUUUUGGUGUUUACAGCAAUUAUUGUACCUUCCUCGAGCGGAAGUCAUAAGAGACGAGGAGGGAGCAGGUCUUAUGGUUCAAAUAUCAACUUCUACAUUAACCCAUUUGAUUUAUUUUGGUAUUGGGAUAGAGACUACUAUAGGAGGACACGAAGAUGAGAAGAUAAUGAAGAUAUGAACUUCAUUGAGUCUGUCUUCUCAUUUGUUUUUGGAGACGGUGAUCCAAAUCAAGGAAUUGAAGAGAAGAGGUGGAAGCUGGUAAUGUUUGAGCAUUGAAAUUAGUGGUUGGUUUUCUAUAUUUUAUGCAGUAUUAUCCAACUACUAAUCUUGGAAUUUGAAGAAAAGAGAUGAAACUUGGAGGAUUUUGUUCCUGUUAAUUUUUACGUCUAGUCUCAUACUCUCAUUAGAAGGUUCAUCUAGCAGCAUGAGUCAUGAAGCAAGAUCUUUAGUGCAACUUU